Molecule: messenger RNA, 825 nt
Organism: Thelazia callipaeda (thelaziosis nematode)
Lineage: Eukaryota; Metazoa; Nematoda; Chromadorea; Rhabditida; Thelaziidae
Source: the annotation of a GenBank genome assembly
AUGAAUAUAGCCAGUCGACGCCAACGAGAGUAUCAAAGAAAAUAUAAUUCGUACAGAAAAUAUACAGCAACAGAAGAUGUGAAUUAUGCUGCGCACACAUCCAGAUCAGCAUAUCGCUCCGAAUCUAUCACAUCAAAAAGUGGUGAACGUGGAAGAAGUUCAUCCUCUGAAAUUAUAACUGUUCGAUCUGCUUCUGAAACUCGAUCAUUGCCUGUUUACAUUGCAACUCAAGACUACAUCCCUGAACCUGAUGAAAAAGAAUCAGUAACUUUAGAACAGGGACAAAUUGUUGAAGUACUGGAUAAGAAGAAUGCUGCUGCUUGGCUUAUCAGAACAAAGGCUCGUCCACCAAAAUCAGGUUGGGUACCAGGCUCAUAUUUUGAAUCUCCAACAGAAUAUUAUAAGCAAAGAAAACAAACUCGGGAACUGAUCAGCCAUGAUUCGAACUUGACUGAAGAGCAAGAAGCAUGCAUGAAAAGAGAUCAAGUAUAUCACGACUUACUUCGUUCUGAAGAAGAGUUCGUCAACGAAUUGCGCACUAUCGUUGACAUUUACGUCAGAGCACUUGAUAAUAGCGAAAUUCCAGAAGAAGUAGAAGCACAAAAAGAUAGCUUAGCAAUGAAUCUGAAGCAAAUUUUCAAUUUUCAUGCCAACGUAAUGUUGAAAGGACUACAAUAUUACUCUGAUGACCCUGAAAAAGUUGGUCAAACGUUCACACGUUUAGAACGCGAUUUCGAUUUACAUGUGCAGUUUAAUUCGAACUUACCGUAUGUACGUGAAUUGCUCAAUCAAAAAGUUAUCAGCAGUUUCUUCCAGGUAUGUUAA